Helobdella robusta is the source of this 3792-nucleotide messenger RNA. RefSeq lists its product as hypothetical. The record is from RefSeq and is a predicted model, not a curated record. The coding region runs from base 1 to 3792 and encodes 1263 amino acids. The transcript has 10 exons. NCBI's taxonomy places the organism in Eukaryota, Metazoa, Annelida, Clitellata, Rhynchobdellida, Glossiphoniidae.
AUGAUCUAUACAGUUUAUUUUCAACCUUUUUCCACACCAAUAAACGAAAUAGUUCCGCAAGAAUUCAAACAGUACGAGGUCCUGGACACGAACUCCAUGCAGUUGCACGUCUUCAACAAGGAGAGUCUGCACAGAUUCACUAAGAACAUCUUGACGGGCAGCUACAUCUACAACUUCACCCACUCCAACAACCUCUGCCACGGAAAACUCAAGAGUGUCGUCGAUGAAUUUGGCAAUUCAGUCACAAUCGGUCGCGACUACAGAAAUCUUCCGAACGAGCUUGUAGUCUCGACGACUGGAAAGAAGCUUCAGUUCCACUUGAAUCCAUCCACACAGAUCGUCUCCAUCGUACAAACCUAUCAGAAUAAAAACAAAAACGAGAAGUUGAACAAGAAUGCAAUGACAAACAUCAACACUGACAACAUCAAUAAUUACAAAUCUGUUACUUUUUCAUAUUUCGGCAACGCCGAAUUAAUUUCAUCCGUCAACCAAUCAGAUGGGAAGAGGUCAAAAAUCGACCAAUACCGUUAUGACGAUUUGGGUCGUAUUAAGGCAUUGACCAAUCAUGACAAUCCAUCCUUAAACCUUCUCCAAUUAGAAAACGCCAUCCAAGUUGAAAAUUUGAACGGUGUACCAAUGAAAAUAAGUAGCGAACAUCAAUUUCGCGCCAGGAUCACGAACACACCGGACGAUAAGCAUGUCGCCGAGUACCCUACGUUGGGGGUCGUUGCCAUGGUCACCACCCAGCCAUGGCCUGUUCUCAACUUCGAUCUGCCCAUCUCAGUUACAAAAAAGACAACACUAACCUCCAACAACAAAAACACCAACUUGAUGCACGUUCUCGAAUGGUUCUACUACCAGAAGCGACCAGCCACAACAACCACAGCCACCAACAACCAAAUUAAGAGAAGGCUGUUCUCAAGUAGGGACGAAGCAAUGAACAGUGAUGGGAGAUCUCACGAAUAUAUCGGCGAUGAAGAUGACGACGACGAUGACGACGAUGAUAAUUACGAUUAUCCCGGAAGAAUAAUGGAGCAAAAUUUUUAUCAUCCCUCACAGCCACUGAAUCAGCAGCAAGGACCUCAAAAAUUAUCCUCCUCCUUUGGCUACAUGGGCAAGAUGCUCUCAGUGAACGGCCAGCAGGUGCUAUUUAUAGAAUUCAACCGCACAACUUACUCUGACGUCAUCAUGAAUAAAAAUGGCGAGGAAUUAUUUACAGUGAGAUACGACAAAGCCGGUCGAGUCGUGCAAGCCGACACGAACAACCACCACGUGCAGAAAUUAAUUCCCGCCCUCACAAAAAAUUACAACCACAACGGCCAUCUUGUUUCUGAAAAAAUUGGCGGGAAGAACGUGGCCUAUGAAUACACUGAAAAAGGCGGGAAAUUAGCGCAAGUUAAAAUUGGCGGCAACGUUAAAUGGAAGUACUCAUACGCCGGUGGUGAUGGCGAUGAACUGCUAACCUCGAGAACAUCAGCGAGGGGAUCAACUUACAGAUACGAGUAUGAUUCGUCGGACCGCCUCACAACCAUCAGCUUGCCCGACAAAACGACGACACACACCUUCCACGUGCGUCGUGUCUUGGGUCAGUCGGCAAUCAUAUACACACCUCCUGGCUUCCAUCACAAGCACGCAAUCCGUCUGCAUGUGGAUGUCAGUGGAAACAUCAACAGCUUGUCUUACGCUAACUCAAACAAAAUCGUCCGAUACAGGUACGCGAAUACGAUCAGACUGAUGAAAUUGAGCCGACCUGCAUUGAUGAGCAGGAAGGAUCACAUGCAACUCUUGCUGACGUUUGAUGAAACCUCCAUACUGUACACACGCAACGACCAAUCGACCUUGAUGAACGGAUAUUACUUGGAGAGCCUCCAGCCAAACAGUAGCAGCAGCACAACUCAACCAAAAACAUCAACAGAUUAUUAUCACUCAUACAUCAAACUCGACGUUGGAAGCAUGCUCUGUAGGUGGCAAAUCAACGAAUUUGAUUUCACUCGCAACAACAACAACAGCGACAACAACAACGACAUAACAAAACACAUCAAACGAUGGGAACAAUUCGCCACAAAACGAUCAAUAAAAUUUCCUGGCGCAGCAGAGUUUGUGACAUCUUGGGAGGAUAACGGCGACAGUAAGUCAGAGUGGUUAAGUCUCACAAGUGAGUCCUACAUUUUUGAGUCUGUGAGUCGGUACGACGACAUGGGACGCUUGCAGCAGUGGCAGCAGAAGCUCGGUCUCGGCGACAAACUUGUAACUUACUUGUACCUGUACAAUGAAGAUGAUCGAGUUACCGAAGUGACGGUGAAUGGUAGGUCGACGUGGAGGUACUUCUACGAUCAGAAUGGCGCCAUCACUGAAGUUUCUCACUUUGCUCAAAAGCGUGCACUUGUUCGCGAACUAGACGAAACGGGAUUUGUGAGAAGUUUGAAUGAUAAAUAUUUGCUGGAGCAUAACUCAAUGAGUCAGCUGGUGGCAAUCAGAAACUAUUCAAGUGACGCUAAAAAGGAAACUGAUAAGCAAAGUGAUGUACCUCUCGUGUCGGUAUUGUACGAUUCAAAACAACGGCUCGUAAUGUUGAAAUAUCGAAACGAUGAUGAUGAUGAUGAUGAUGGUGGUGGUGAUGAUGAUGGUGGUGAUCGAAUAUUUGCUUGUCAGAACGGAGAUGAUAUGUUCUACAUCAUGACCGACUUAUUCGGCUCGCCAUUGGCUGCCACCAAUCACGUGGGUGACCUCAUUUACAGAAUCAUCUACGACCCGUUAGGAAACAUCGUAGAAGAGAACAAAAAAUCGUCCUUCCCAAUGCAUUUUGGGUUCAACGGGGGAGUACGGGAGCCCCAAACGGGCCUGGUGUACAUGCGGGGCGGUCGAUGGUUUGAUUCUUACAACGGCAGGUACACCGCUCUCCUUGAUGCAAACCAUCUUCACAGUCUUCAUCGUCAUCAGCAUCGUUAUCAUCAUCUAUCUACUGAUAAGAUGUUCAUUGAUGCGAAGUUUUUGAAUCCAUUUGCUCUGCACAUUGGAGCCUGGAAGAUUGGAAAGAUUAAAUCUUCAGGAAAAAUCCCAGCUGUCCUCCAAUCAUUACGCUACAAACUAAAUCAUCUAAUGCCUUACACCUCCCUUUUUGGUGACGUCAGCAUUCGACAGCCAAUGAACGACGAGGCAACAUCGUCAUGGCAUAGGGAAUUAUCAAACCUCGCUCAGCUACUGGUGUGCUCUUACGAGAAAGAAUUCGUUGCAAGGUUUCGAAGAUUUUCUUCCAUGGUUCGCUCAGCUCUGUCGGCCUUGAACUUGGAUGACGAGGAGGGUGAAGGCAUGGGAUGUGAGGUUCCAACCACGCUAUUGUUCGAAUCCAUGUCGACCUCAAACUCCUUACCAGAUGAUUUGACAUUCACAUUUCUCCCCAGUGGGGAAGUUGUAUUCCAGCAUUCGUCGUCGUCAUCGUCGGCUGUUGGUUCACUAUCCAGUCACUCGUUCUCAUAUCUCUUCGCUCAACUAUUCAACAAAUCAAAAAUUGAUUUCGAAAGACUUGCUGGUGAUUACACUGACGAUGACGAUGACGUCAACGAUGACGAUGAUGUGGGUACAUUGAAGUUGUACUUUGUAAAAAGGGUCAGCGAGGAAGAGAUGAAGUCAGAAACAUACUCCUUGGAGUUUGAUCAGACCAUGUCCAACAACGGAUACCUCAUAACGAAGUAUCUCCAGAACGCCGACCGGAAAAAGGAAAACAAUGACGUCAUAGUUAAAGUAGACAGCGAUAAAUUUAGAAUCCAACUUCGGUACUUAGUCAAAUAUUAA